Polychytrium aggregatum is the source of this 856-nucleotide messenger RNA. Its product is annotated as phosphoribosylglycinamide formyltransferase. Lineage: Eukaryota; Fungi; Chytridiomycota; Chytridiomycetes; Polychytriales. The transcript has a single exon. The record is from RefSeq and is a predicted model, not a curated record. Gene Ontology annotation, cellular component: cytoplasm. Gene Ontology annotation, molecular function: phosphoribosylglycinamide formyltransferase activity. Gene Ontology annotation, biological process: 'de novo' IMP biosynthetic process. Bases 63 to 665 code for a protein of 200 amino acids.
CGUCAAGCUGACAGCACCAGCACCAGCACGAGCAGCAGCACCAGCAACACUCUCUGCCCACCAUGUCCAAGCACUCCAUCGUCGUCCUGAUAUCUGGAUUUGGCUCGAACCUGCAGGCCCUCAUCGAUGCCUCGAAGCUGCCAACGGCCAACUUUGAAAUCUCGCUGGUCGUCUCCAACAAAAAGUCUGCCUACGGCCUCGAGCGGGCCGCCCAGAACGGCAUUCCCACCUUUGCCCAGUCCCUCAAGACCUUCAAGGACGAGGGCAAGACCCGUGUUGACUUUGACGUUGCCCUCGCCAAAGAAAUCCUGGCCCGAUCGCAGCCCAAGCUGAUUGUCCUGGCCGGCUGGAUGCACAUCCUGUCGCCCGAGUUCCUGUCCUUCUUCCCCGGCAAAGUCAUCAACCUGCACCCCGCCUUGCCCGGCCAGUUCGAUGGUGCUCAUGCCAUCGAGCGAGCCUUCGAGGCCUUCAAGAAGGGCGAGAUCAAGAACACGGGCAUCAUGGUUCACAGGGUGAUUCCCGAGGUGGAUCGCGGCGAAGUCAUCCUGAAGCAGGAGAUCCCGAUACUCGAUUCCGAUACCCUGGAGGCUUUGGAAGAGCGCAUCCACAGCCAUGAGCACCAACUCAUUGUUGCUGGAACGAUCGAAGCCCUGAAGGCCCUGUAGAGAGCCGUCCGCGGUAGCGAAGGGCUGAUACUGAAGCCCACCGUACUCGAGAUGAACGUUUGCCGAGUAUGUAUUCGGCCAUUUCACCAUGCCAGAAUCAUGUCUACGGCGCAUGCUGCCGCCUGGACGGGUCCGAACUCAAUGAAGCUGUCGUGGCGGGCCGUAAGACCCUCCGCACUAUCCAUCUCCAC